AUGAAAUACCAGGUAGCUAUCCGCUCGUUCUUUGCUAUGAUGGGGAUUUGUCAGGCUUCGGUGUUUUUGGAAAGGGCCAACGGUAAAGCCAACGAAUACCCAAACCCCCAUUGUAUGGACCCGACAACAGCUUCAGUCUACAUUGCGACAUCGCCACGUCAGCACGUCACUGCAUUUUCGAACGCAGCAUGCAACCCAGGGGAGAACAAUAAAGAGCUCCUUGGAAGCACUGGGGGUGCAUGCGUGGAGCUCGGCACACAUUUCAACCAAGGCGCCAUACAUAGUUUACUAUUCAAUAUUCCAGUCUUUUGUGUUAUUGCAGAUUUGGUAGAGGGUAUGCCGGAGGCAGCUGUGGAAGGUCUCAAGAUGGCUUUGGAGCUUGGGUUACUUUGA
Messenger RNA from Glarea lozoyensis ATCC 20868, 393 nucleotides. RefSeq lists its product as uncharacterized. The transcript is spliced from 2 exons. Bases 1 to 393 code for a protein of 130 amino acids. NCBI's taxonomy places the organism in Eukaryota, Fungi, Ascomycota, Leotiomycetes, Helotiales, Helotiaceae. The record is from RefSeq and is a predicted model, not a curated record.